Molecule: messenger RNA, 675 nt
Organism: Ectocarpus sp. CCAP 1310/34
Lineage: Eukaryota; Phaeophyceae; Ectocarpales; Ectocarpaceae
Source: the annotation of a GenBank genome assembly
AUGGAGAAGGCCAUCAACCGACUACUCAGCAAGCGGAAGCAACGGGAGAAUGACCGCCCUAUCCCUGAAGACCUCGCCGUCGUUGCCUCCAAGGAGCAGCUCGAACAAGACCUCGGCCGCGCUGCCCGCCUGGAGCUGAAAAGACAGGGACUGAUGAUCGAGGGGCUCCGUGUCAAAACCGUGUUCCUCGGCGGGCUCACCCGCCUCAGCAAGCGCUCCAAGAUUUUCGCGAGCGUUCGGGCGGGCGGGGGCAAGCCCGAGGGCGGUCUCCUGCGGAACGCGCAGAGGCAAGGGCAGCGGGGGAGGCCAAUCGACCAAGCGAAGCAGGUCGUGGGCAAGGCGGCGGGCGAGGAGGCGGGCGGGGCGGCGGGAGAGCCGGAGGGCGAGGCGCAGGGAGGAGUGGGGGGCGAGGCGAGGGAAGGGGUGGAGGGCGGGGAGAGACGAGUGUGGGGGGUGGGCAAAGCGGUACACGGACGGAGGUUGGGGGGCGCGGUUGUGGUGGGCGUCAGGAAGGGCGAGACGGGCGUGGCCAGGGACAGGGUGGCCGGGGCCGCCCCGCUGGUGCUCGCGUCCAAGGACGCCGAGAGGGGCGGUGGUUCCCUUGGUUCAGCCGCCGCCGCCGCCAGCCCCUAUUUCUUCUCGAGGACGGCAACGGACCCCGACAACAAUCGUUGA